Messenger RNA from Racocetra fulgida, 212 nucleotides. Lineage: Eukaryota; Fungi; Glomeromycota; Glomeromycetes; Diversisporales; Gigasporaceae. The record is from the annotation of a GenBank genome assembly.
GGCAAUUAAAUAAAGAAUAUAGUGGCGAUGAAGAUGAAUCUAUAACAGCGAAUUAUGUUACUGCAAUGAAUUACUUUGCAUAUCGACUUCACCUUGGUCGCACUGAUGAGGAAAUUGUUUUGCAUCGAUUUGGACAGCUUUUUCAACAAUGGAUUGUAGACAUGUAUGCGAUCGUAGAGCAAACACUUCUGGGGGAUCUUAUUUUAAUUUAA